AUGUUGCUUUACGCCUGGAAUCGCACCCGGCUCUUCGGCUGCGCAGGGAUGAUUGUGGAUGAGUUCGCAGAUGACUGGGGUCGUAGCACCUCCAAAGAGUGCCAGACCAACGGCGACAGCGACAUCAUGCAGACUUUCUGUGGAGAGCCCUCAGGCCUGCUGAAGGAGACAGACGUGGUGCCGGACGAAUUCCUGGGCCUCGUCUCGCACACCAACUGGUUCCUUCACAGCUGCGUGCGGCCGCGAUGGGAUGAUGCACAGGUGAUUCAAGCCUUUGAGUUUAGCUUUUGUCUUCCAUUCUCCGCACGGAUGGCCACAGGCAGCUUUCACUACUACUGGCCUGAGGAGCCGGCGUCCGACCAACCGCCGUGCUAUUGUGUCCUCCCCAGCCAUUUGCAUAUCUACAAUGUCAGCGGGACGCUGCCAUCCUUGUUUGUGUGGUUCGGCGGCAUCGCCGCCUUUCUUUUAGCCUUUGGCCUCGGCAAGGUGACGCGGCAGACGCGUGUGGCGGCCUUGUCCGCGGGGCGCUUGACGAUCCCCAAAGCCGUGGCCUACUUCGACAACCAGCUGGGCAUGGGCCGUUCGGCGGCGCUCCGGCGGCACCGGCCACGCAUCCCCAAGGGGCACUCGGGCUUAUCGGCGCCGGGGGAGAGCACUGAGAUUGUGAUCCCUUUGGAGCUCCGCGCUUUUGCCAAUGACCCACGGCGGCGGAUGGGCACAAAUGAGGGCGUGACCAUCACUGUGAAGUGCAAGUCUCAGCAUUGCGAGGCGCGGAAAACCACUGGUGCGUGGAGGGAAAGGAACUGCCGAUGGAAUUUGGACUGA
This is a messenger RNA of Durusdinium trenchii, 825 nucleotides long. Lineage: Eukaryota; Dinophyceae; Suessiales; Symbiodiniaceae. The record is from the annotation of a GenBank genome assembly.